Ornithodoros turicata is the source of this 1509-nucleotide messenger RNA. RefSeq names its product caspase-6-like. The coding region runs from base 65 to 1330 and encodes 421 amino acids. The transcript is spliced from 9 exons. The record is from RefSeq and is a predicted model, not a curated record. Gene Ontology annotation, biological process: proteolysis. NCBI's taxonomy places the organism in Eukaryota, Metazoa, Arthropoda, Arachnida, Ixodida, Argasidae. Gene Ontology annotation, molecular function: cysteine-type endopeptidase activity.
GCGUUGCCAAGGGAAGCGGCUACGGCGUAUACAGAGAAAAGAUUAGAGAGACGGAGAAGCAAGCAUGGCGUCCACUUCAGCAUGCCAGGCGGACGCGCUGCCAUCAAUGCCGAGCUUCCAAGACCCAGGUGUGGACUGCUCGGAACCCAUCCAGAGCGAAUACAGGAUGGAUAGGAAAACUCCGGGCCUCUGCCUCAUCAUCAACAUGUCGCGUGUCAGCGCCACGUUGGGCGUACAGCCGGAAGAGAGGCGAGAGGACCUUGUCAACAGGAAGGCAGAACAGAUUAAGAAGACUUUUGAAGCUAUGGGAUUCAAGUGCGAAGUCUACAACCAACCGAUGAUCAAGCAAAUCAAAGAAAAGAUGCAGGAGUACAGACAGAAGAAACAGGAACUGCUCGACAGCAACUGCUUCGUCUGUUGGUUUCUGACGUGCCGGAGCGAAGACACCUACGGCGUCCGGUUGUACGCGUACGACAGACCAAUGAGAAUGAAGGAUAUCACCCAACCAUUCAUGGGAAACAACUGUCCGGAACUUGUCGGAAAACCGAAACUAUUUUUCGUCGAGGCAGACUACGUGAAGAAGCACGAAGAGCACAUGCUCGCUGACAUGAGAUCCGGGUGGCGCCGAGACACCGCCUACAAGUUACCAAUCAGCGCAGACUUCCUAUUGGCGUCCUGCAUGUGUCCGAAAAAAGAUUAUUGCUACGACAUGCAAUAUGCAGAGAACUUUCAUGACGUUUUUAAAGAACACUGCACCCCGGAGCCCGUGAAUGAGAUCACUGUCAUGCUAGACAAAAUAGCCAACAAAAUUCGGAGCCGCCAUGAGGACACGAUGACCACCAGCUCCUACGUGUCCACACUCACAAGAAACCUAUACCUCACAAAGUUACCCGAGAAAAAGCCGGAGCCAGUGGUUGUCCCUCAACCAGCCCCUCCCCAAAAUGUGCGCAGAGAAGAAAGAAUGGAGGAAGACAUGGACUAUGAUUUUCCGAGAGGUCUGCUUCGUGAUGCGCCUUUCUUUAUAUAUUCUCAUCCCAGCCUACGUCGUCUUCUGACACGCCGUUCAAGAGACGCACGGCGCAACGAAGACGACAACUUGGCCAUACUGAGGGUGCUCACAGAAGAUGAACUUCACUGCUUACAGCACCUGAGUGAAACUCCCCGACGCUACUUUGGCUCCCGCGAGUAUGGGUGGUUGAUGAGAAUGAGAGAAAUUCACGAGCAGAAAUCGAGCAUAAUCGAUAAACUAUUCCGGGAAUGCUCUCCGCGGGGAAUGUCGCGCGACGGGCCGGCUUACUGGGAAGCGAUGCCAGGGUGCCACCGUAUGUAAGCCGCGACGGGAGAGAACGAAGUGAAAUGGCCAUUCGGUGACAAAUUGUACGAAGCUGCAUGGAGCUGCGCAUGCGCGUAGCGCCGGAUGCGUGCACUCUUAAAAAUGAACUUCACUGCUCGUACACUCUUAAAAAUGAACUUCACCACAUAGCACGCUCCUAGCCAACCAUCACCCCG